Capsaspora owczarzaki ATCC 30864 is the source of this 1469-nucleotide messenger RNA. Its product is annotated as tRNA (Guanine-1)-methyltransferase. Gene Ontology annotation, cellular component: nucleoplasm; nucleus; cytosol. Bases 9 to 1028 code for a protein of 339 amino acids. Lineage: Eukaryota; Filasterea; Ministeriida; Capsasporidae. Gene Ontology annotation, molecular function: tRNA binding. The transcript has 2 exons. The record is from RefSeq and is a predicted model, not a curated record. Gene Ontology annotation, biological process: tRNA N1-guanine methylation.
CGUUCGGAAUGGAAGACGAAACCGGGUUUGCUGGCUUUGGAAUCGAGCUUGGCGUGAACGACGACGAGCUGGACGUGGCUGCCGAAGCCGCCCGCGCCGAUCGCUCGUUUGCGCGCAAGGGCCGGCGCGGACCUCAAGUGAUGACUGAUACCGAAUUGGCGGCGCUGCGAGACAAGCGACGCGAGUUGCGACUGAGCAAGAAGAAACGCCGACAAGCACGCGCGACGCAGGGGCUGCGCGCCCCGACGCCAUGGCGCACCCGUAGACCAGUGAAUAUGGAUCGAACAACACUCGCGGAUCAAAGGAUUGUCGUGGAUCUCGAUUGGGAGCCGUGGAUGAGCCAGCACGACUUGGUCUGCUUGCACAGACAGCUGCGAUACGUCGUUGGGUCAAACCAGAGACUGCGACGACCAUUGCGAGUGUCACUCGCAGGAAUAGGACCGGGCAUGCAGGAGUUGAUCGAGACGUUUGGCAAAGGAGAAGCCACGCGAUGGCCAAUCGAACGGCGGCGCGAACCGUACACGGAGCUGUUUCCGCUCGAGUCGCUCGUCUAUCUCACUGGAGACUCGCCCAACGUGCUGACUGAGCUGGAUCCAGCACGCGUCUACGUGAUUGGCGGGAUGGUGGACCACAAUCGGCACAAGGGCUUGUGCUACGCAGAGGCCGAGGCCCGUGGUGUCGCUCACGCCAAGCUGCCAAUCAGCCAGUACUUUAAGCUGCCCACGCGCUCCAUUCUCACCGUCAACCAAGUGUUUGCCAUUCUGGGGACGGUUAGCGCGGGUGCAGACUGGAAGACCGCGCUGUGGCACGAGGUUCCAAAGCGCAAAGGCAUGAUUGAACUCGAGGGGCAAGCCGAGCAGCACGACGAAGAUGAUGGCGAUGAUGAUGGCGAUGCUGCUGGAGAGACUGACGAUGACGGUGAUGACGAUGACGACGACGAUGACGACGACCUCAGCGACGACCUCAGCGACGACCUCAGCGAGAACAGCGACAAUGACGGUUUCGAUGACGAGCCGACUGCGCUCUGAACCCCGUCUCAACCGCACCACACUCACCAGCAUAGUUUGAUAACCAAUACUUUCUUAAUUCAUUGAUAACAUCAGCAACAACAACACUACAACUCGCCGCAAUCUUCAAUCACAACUUUGGUCUUGGUCUUGCCGCUUUCGCCGCCUUGCGCCUCCAUGCGCCGAAGAACAUCCAGGCCUUGAAUGACCUGGCCAAAGACGACGUGCUUUCCAUCCAGCCAGUCCGUCUUGGUCAAGCACAUAAAGAACUGCGACCCGUUCGAAUUUGGUCCCGAGUUGGCCAUGGACAAGGUGCCUGCUCCCGUGUGCUUGAGCGUAAAGUUCUCGUCUGCAAACUUUUCGCCGUAUAUUGACUUGCCACCUGUGCCGUUGUGUCGAGUAAAGUCGCCUCCUUGGCACAUCUGAGAGCAGUCCAAGAUGAAAAACAAGAGUGAACAACAG